This is a messenger RNA of Rhinocladiella mackenziei CBS 650.93, 576 nucleotides long. RefSeq lists its product as uncharacterized. Gene Ontology annotation, biological process: protein transport; vesicle-mediated transport. The record is from RefSeq and is a predicted model, not a curated record. Gene Ontology annotation, cellular component: intracellular membrane-bounded organelle. The transcript is spliced from 2 exons. Bases 1 to 576 code for a protein of 191 amino acids. NCBI's taxonomy places the organism in Eukaryota, Fungi, Ascomycota, Eurotiomycetes, Chaetothyriales, Herpotrichiellaceae.
AUGAUCAACGCUGUACUGGUCUUUAAUAACAAUGGUCAACCAAGACUGACCAAGUUCUACUCUCAACUGGACACGGCGACGCAGCAGUCAUUGCUCUCUCAGAUAUUCAGUCUUGUAUCAGCUCGUCCAGCUUCCGCCUGUAAUUUCCUACCUCUCCCUCCGCUGCUGGCUCCCACAGGCAGCAAUACCUCCCCUGAUGCCCCGACUCAAAUCACUUAUCGACAUUACGCAACGCUGUACUUUAUUCUAAUUUCCACCUCCACCGAGUCACCGCUGGCGCUGCUCGAUUUUAUCCAAGUCUUUGUAGAGGCCUUGGACAGACUCUUCGAAAAUGUUUGUGAACUAGACUUGAUCUUUGGGUUUGAAACACUUCAUGCGGUCCUUAGCGAGAUGGUUGUGGGUGGUGUUGUGGUGGAGACGAACCUCGAAAAGAUUGUUGACGGAGUGAAGACCAGUGAGGGCGCUAAGGGCAAACGAAAAGCUGUCAACGCUCGCGACCCUGGGAGCUCUAUUGGGAGAGGUAGUGGGUUUGCGGGACUAGGUUGGUCUACAGGCACAGGAAGCAGCUGGAGGUGA